AUGUUGAACCUGAAAGCUCAAAAGUUGGUAGGCUCCAUUCCGGCUUCCGCUGGAAAUCUUACUUAUAUUACUGGAAUCAAUUUGAUGGACAACAACUUUCAUGGAGAAAUUCCACCAGAAAUGGAUCGUCGACAAAGCCUACAAUAUCUCAACUUUUCCCAUAAUUCCUUCCGUGGGAAAAUUCCAAAUAAUUUGUCGCAAUGCAAUCGGAUUAAGGGGUCCAUUCCGAACCAACUCAGUUCAUUGUUGGAUUUAAAACAUCUAUGGCUUUAUGGUAACAAUCUCACUGGAACCAUCCCACCUUGGAUAGGAAACUUUUCUUUGUUGAGCAGUCCUUUUCUUGGUGAGAACAAUUUUCAAGGAAGCAUACCCAAUGAGUUGGGCCAUAUAACAGCCUUGGAGGAGUUCGUAGUUGAGGAGAAUAAUCUAUCUGGUAUGAUCCCUGUUAGGAGUGACAACGAUCAAUCAUCACUAUAUGAAAAUGAUGAGUACAAUAAGAGUAGUCUUAUCAAGCCAAAGACAAAAUUUGAUGGAUACAGGAAAUUGCAUGGAGAGCUACCACCAAAUCUCGGCACUAUGCUUCCUAAUCUCGUACAACUUUAUUACGGUGGGAACAAAUUCAGAGGAAAUAUUCCUAUAUCAUUGCCAAAGGCUUCUAGACUUCAGACGCUUGAACUUUCUCAAAAUGGCUUCUCUGGGACAAUCUCUGGUGAAAGUCUAGGAAGCUUGCGAAGCUUAGUUUGGCUAAAAAUUUAUGGCAAUCAAUUACGAAAUAGAAAAGUUGGUGACUUGAAUUUUCUCAGUUUCUUGGCUAAUUGCACAAUUUUGGAGACUAGGGGGAAAUUUUAUACAUGGAAACCCUCCCUAAACUUGACCACUCUAGCAUUAGAUCAUAACCAUUUGGGCGGUAGUGUCCCUCAUGAAAUUGGGAAGUUAGAGAAGUUAGAGCAACUGUAUUCGGAUGUUAACCAAUUUUCUGGGUCAAUUCCGUCUUCCCUUGGUAAUAUGACUUUAGUGUUAAACCUCCACAUGGGGUUAAACAGGUUUGAGGGCAGUAUACCUCCAAGUCUUUCAAACUACCGAAACAUUUUAGAUAUUAACCUUUCAAGUAACAACCUUACGGGCACCAUGCCUAAAAUGCUUAUGGAGCUUUCAACCCUUUCAAAUUCUUUAGACCUGUCUGACAAUUAUUUGACUGGUUUGAUGCCCCUUGAGGUGGGUGAUUUAGUGCAUCUCACGGAGCUAAAUGUAUUAAGAAACAAUUUAUCAGGUGAAAUCCUGAGCAACCUCGGUAGGUGUACUAGUUUGGAGCGCUUGUAUUUGCAAGGUAAUAAGUUUGAAGGAACAAUUCCUCAAUCUCUUAAAGAUUUAAAAGGCUUGGAAAUACUUGAUAUUUCAAGCAACAACUUGUAUAGGCAGAUUCUUGAAUUCAUAGGCAAGCUUGGUGCUCUCAAAUAUCUCAAUUUUUCGUAUAAUGAUUUUGAGGGCGAGUUGCCUAAAGACGAGUAUAGCACGGGAGGCCAAGUUUCCACACUAAGAGAUGUUUACAGCUAUGGGAUACUGUUGCUGGAAAUAUUUACGGGAAAAAGACCUACUGAUGACAUGUUCAAAGACGAUCUGAGCAUUUACCAAUUCGUAGUCAUGGCUUUGCUUGACCAUGUGAUGGUCGUUGUUGACCCUUCAAUUCUGCUCGACCUCGAAGCAGAUGGUGAUGUUAACGAUGACAUAGUACGAGAACAAACUCCAUCCAGACUUAAUAAUCGUGGAACUCCAUCCAGAUGUAACAAUCGUGGUCUGGUAAAAGCAAUGAAAGUAAAGGAAUGCUUGGUUUCAGUGAUGCAGAUAGGACUCUGUUGCUGUGCAAUGUCACCGAGGAGCAGAUGUUGA
This is a messenger RNA of Pyrus x bretschneideri (Chinese white pear), 1887 nucleotides long. Its product is annotated as receptor kinase-like protein Xa21. The record is from RefSeq and is a predicted model, not a curated record. Gene Ontology annotation, molecular function: protein binding. Gene Ontology annotation, cellular component: plasma membrane. Lineage: Eukaryota; Viridiplantae; Streptophyta; Magnoliopsida; Rosales; Rosaceae. Gene Ontology annotation, biological process: hormone-mediated signaling pathway. The transcript has 5 exons. Bases 1 to 1887 code for a protein of 628 amino acids.